UUCAUAUUUAUCAGCUACUUUAGCUUCUCCACAAAUACAAAUACUUGUCCUUUGACAAUGGGUUAUGUAGGUGUUGUUUUGGUGGGUCUGGUAAUUGUUGUUGUUAUUAGAAAGAUUUGGCAGGUGUUUAAGAUUGUGGUGUGGAGGCCAUAUGUCUUGACUAAAACCUUUGAGAAGCAAGGAAUCAGAGGACCAUCUUACAAGCUCCUUCAUGGUUCCCUUGAGGAGAUCAAGGAGCUGAAGAAGCUUGCAACAGAAACGGUUUUAGAUACAAAUUCCAAUGAUAUCACUCGCAGAAUUCUCCCACACUAUCACAAAUGGUCCUCCCAAUACGGCGACACACUGCUGUAUUGGCAUGGUACACAACCAAGAAUCACAAUAACAAACCCAGAGCUGGCCAAGCAAAUACUCUCAAACAAGUUCGGCUUCUAUGAGAAACCCAAGUCUAGGCCUUCAAUACGAUAUCUCACCGGGUAUGGAUUGAUUCUCGUUCAAGGACUAGACUGGGUUAGGCACAGAAGGGUUCUCAAUCCUGCUUUCUCCAUUGACAAACUUAAGAUUAUGAUAAAGAAAAUGGCUGAAUGCACAAUUUCAAUGCUUGAUGAGUGGAAAAAUCUGGCUGGAGUGGCUGCCGAUCAACGUAUCAAGAUAGAGAUGAAUGGAAAUUUUCAGAAGCUUACGGCUGAUAUCAUUGCCCACACUGCCUUUGGCAGUAGUUACAUGGAGGGAAGAGAAGCCUUUAAAGCACUAAGAGAGCUUCAAAAAUGUUGUGUUGCUUCAAUUACUGAUAUUUUCAUCCCCGGUAGCCAGUAUCUGCCUACUCCAUCGAAUAUUCAGAUGUGGAAGCUAAACAGGAAGCUAGAGAACUCAUUGAAGGGCAUCAUAGAAAGUAGAAUGAGGGCAAAAGCUAGGACAGAUGGUUGUUAUGGAGAUGAUCUUCUUGGUAUAAUGAUUGAAUCUUCAGAAACAAUAGCUGAUGACACCAAAAUUACUUCAAAGUUGAACAUGAAGGAAAUCAUGGAAAAUUGCAAAUCAUUCUUCUUUGCUGGGCACGAGACCACGUCCAAUUUACUAACUUGGACAGUCUUCUUGUUGAGCAUACACACAGAAUGGCAAGAAAGACUUAGAGAAGAGGUGUUGAAGGAAUGUGGGAUGGGAAUUCCAGAUGCAGACAUGUUAGCUAAGUUAAAAUUGGUUAACAUGGUUCUGCUCGAGGCUUUGAGGCUGUACUGUCCAGUGAUAAUGUUGCUCAGGAAGACAUCAGAAGAUAUGAAACUGGGAAAUUUGCUGAUCCCAAAAGAAACAUGUAUAACAAUUCCCAUUAUAAAGAUUCACAGGAGCAAGGAAUACUGGGGAGAGGAUGCAAAUGAAUUCAAUCCAAUAAGGUUCGCGAAUGGGGUCUCCAAGGCUGGAAAACACCCGAAUGCUUUAUUGGCCUUUUCAAUCGGUCCCAGAGUUUGCAUCGGCCAGAAUUUUGCAAUGCUGGAAGCAAAAACUGUUCUUGCAUUGAUUCUUCAGAGGUUUUCGCUAUCCCUCUCCCCUGAGUAUAAACACGCCCCAGUCGACUUUCUUACUCUGCAUCCGCAGUAUGGUCUACCCAUUAAUGUAAAAUCUUUGCUUUUCUAAGAUGAAGCAAGCAUUUACCUAUGGCAAUACCUCUCCGAAAUUGGUUUUUUUCCUUUUUUCUUUUGUUGAAUGUAUCAAGGUAUUAAGAUCAUCGAAUAGAGUAAUGUUUGUAUGCCAAAAUAAAGUUAAUAAGCAAAAAUCCAUGUUAUUAUCUAAA
Molecule: messenger RNA, 1783 nt
Organism: Hevea brasiliensis (rubber tree)
Lineage: Eukaryota; Viridiplantae; Streptophyta; Magnoliopsida; Malpighiales; Euphorbiaceae
Product: cytochrome P450 709B2
Exons: 4
Coding region: 58-1626 (522 amino acids)
Molecular function (GO): monooxygenase activity; oxidoreductase activity, acting on paired donors, with incorporation or reduction of molecular oxygen; heme binding
Source: RefSeq, a predicted model, not a curated record